AUGUACCAGCUGAUGAGCUCUGCUGGCCGCAUCCUGGCCGCAACGCUCCUCCUCCUGCUCCUUGCCGCCGCCCAUGUAGCCGGCACACCUGCUGCAGCUGCUGCGGCGGGAGCACCCUGCCACAACGACCUUGUAGCGCUGCGGAGCACCUGCUACCAGUACGUCCAGGAUGACGGUGGGCCCAUGGUGCAGCCGUCGCCGCAUUGCUGUGGCACCGUGAGGGGCAUCGCCAACGCGACCUGUGUCUGCGACUACUUCAGCUCCCUCGACUACAUCAACCUGGACAGGGUGUUCUACGUCGCCGGGCAGUGCGCCGUCGCCAUCCCCUGGAGCUGCGGGGGUGAGUUUUAG
Panicum hallii is the source of this 351-nucleotide messenger RNA. RefSeq lists its product as uncharacterized. The record is from RefSeq and is a predicted model, not a curated record. The coding region runs from base 1 to 351 and encodes 116 amino acids. The transcript has a single exon. NCBI's taxonomy places the organism in Eukaryota, Viridiplantae, Streptophyta, Magnoliopsida, Poales, Poaceae.